AUGGCUACCGGCUCGUCAGGCGAGAUCCGUAGAGGAUUCGCCAAGUUCAGCGGUGACCCAGGCGACUACGUCGGCUGGCGAACCCUGCAGACCUCCUUGUUUAUGGAGGACAAGCUGCACAAGGCAUACGCGCCUAUCGGGUCUUCCUACAACGGAGACGGUCGUGGAGUCUUCCUCGCCCUGGAUCGAAAGUACCAGGCCGCUGGGGUAUACCGUACGCAGGAGCUGCACGAGAAGUUCAUAUCUUUGGCAGUUACUGCGGACCACGACUUUGACCCGGCCAAUGUUAUUCAAGACAUGCGCCGGAUCUGCACGGAGCUCGCCGUGUAUAACGACACUGUGGCUGACCACCGAAAGACGUUCGCUUUCCUAAAAGCGCUGCCGGACGACCACUACAAAGAGUUCAAGACAGGACUGCUAUGCGGCCAAGCUGCUGGGAGCGUCUUGUCUUUCGAGGAGGUCGCCGACCGAGCCACUUCGUUCCACGCGAUGCACAUUCGUGUAACGACCAGAACCAUGGCGGCGCAACUUCUGGCAACAGAGCUGGAGGUCAACACGACCGCGGAAGCCACGACACAGGCGUUUGCCUACCUAACCUCGCAUCACAUGCCAGCUACUUUGUAGCCACAGCUAAAGGAAUGGCUGUACAGUAACUGCAGUGACAGUGCCGUUGCCUCAACAUAUGUCUUUAUUGUAAGCAUCGACCGCGCUAACCCGCUGACCAAUGAAAAGCGUCAGUCUCAGUGCGGUAGAAAACACGAAACACUUAUAUCUAAAUGCCAUUAAUUAAGUGGGACUCCGUGAGAGGGCCGCAUGAGGGAGGCUUAGCUAUUCUCCGGAUGAAAGACAGAAACGUUAGCAAGAGAAGAAACUGCACGCGUCUACCAAUGCUGCAAUCUUGCACUCGAGUGCUUUUGGGGGUGUUUUCGCCGUCAUCCUCCUUGCUUUCACCACCAUCGUUCUCAUCAUCAACUUGACAACAGCAGUUCUUCUCUGGCCCUGCGUCGUUUGUUGUGGGGAAGGUAAUCUGGCUCGAAGCUCUUGCUCUCUUCCACGCCAUGAUUAUCUCCUCGAUGGUUGUCUUGGUCUCCGUUUCGUCCUCCCGUUUCCUCUCCUCCUCCUUCAUCGCUGCCAAACGAAUUCCCCUCAUUGUCAUCCUGGAAAUACAUGGGUCCCACGUGUGUCAGGAAUUUUGACACGAGCACGAAAUUUUGACACGAGACCAGUAUUUUGACACGAGAGGUUACGCCGCACUUUUUCAUGUCAGAAUCACAGGUCAGAAUUUUUCGAAAACGUGGUGAAAAUAUUUUCACCGGAGGUAUUUUGACACGAGGCAACCGCAAAUUGACACGAGUGCCAUCGCACACACACGAAGGCAUCAACUCAGUCGGCAAGCUCGCAUGUAGCUUCCCGCACACCCACACAUAUGAACACAACGCUCCCGGGAGUACAUCGCGUUAGGGGAACGUCAAGCCACGGUUAGGNCCCGCACACCCACACACGUGAACACAACGCUCCCGGGAGUACAUCGCGUUAGGGGAACGUCAAGCCGCGGUUAGGAUCGUGUGCGUUCAUCGCGGGAUCGAGGACAAAACACGCCGAGGUUGUCUGAACUCUGGACUCGAAGCACACGGACGGGUGAUAACCACAACAGCAGCUAGUAGUCGGGUGCCCCGCCCGUGAAGGGAGAAGUUACAGCAGUUGUUGGUGGAAGAGACGGUAGCUCUGGGCGCACGUACUAGGGGCGCGAAGCCGCUGGCGGCGGUUGGGAUUUGGGGAGUGUAGUUCGCGGAGUGUAGACUAGUUCUCGGUAGUCGAGAGGAAACAUGUCUCCUCCAGCUUUGCUACGCCAAACAUGGCCAUCACGAGGAACAUGUCCUCCUCUCCAGCUAGCGCGCACAACACAGCAAGCAGUAGAACCUGCAUGCACUCAUCAUACCGCUCGUAUAGGAUUCUACCUCGCGCAAGGCGCGCCAUCCCCUCGCUCCGUGUCGGGUGCGGUGAUGAGGGAGCGCGACCGUUGGGUUUCCCGGCGGUGCAGCGGUGCAGCUGGGGUUAAAUAUUUUUAAACACUGCGCCGCUGCUGGCCUUCGCCAGGUAAGGUGCGGCGGAAUAUUUUUUCGUGUCAAUUUACCAACCGUUACCUUUUUUCGUGUCAAUUUACCGUCACUUUUUUUGGUGUCAAUCUAUCUCAGUUCAAAAUUUUCGUGUCAAUUUAACGUGG
Messenger RNA from Ectocarpus sp. CCAP 1310/34, 2224 nucleotides. The record is from the annotation of a GenBank genome assembly. NCBI's taxonomy places the organism in Eukaryota, Phaeophyceae, Ectocarpales, Ectocarpaceae.